AUGAAUGGCAAACCCCCCUAUAAUAUCAAUAUCACGACCGCGUACGAAUCUUUCCCGAACGAAUUUGACGCCUUUAUCCAGCUCGACUCUUGGAAUCAGGCAAGCAUUUGGUGGGGAGCGAUGCUGCUUUCGAUAUGGUUCCAAGGUAUACGGGCUCAGAUGGCGCAUAUGCAAGACCCUCAGUCAACUUUUCAUUGGGGUGAUGUUACCAUCAACUUCGAUCUCACGGCUAACAUCAAGGACAUAGAUUUCAUAUCCUACGUGGGAUCAUUUGGCAUGAGCAAUGGAACCGUCCACUGGCUGAGUUCAGAUGAUGACCAUCUCAAGUUAGAUCCGCUUCGAAUUGGAAUAAUACAGAUCGAUGGAUUUGCCAAGGCUUUUUACUCAAUGGUGAUGCUUGAUAUGGGGCAGACGAACGGGUCCAACGUUCUGACAGACCCAGACGCGCUUCAGUACUAUCUAGCGGCACCGUUCUACGUGAACAGCUCACCUGAUGGCGUGGACAGCUACAGGAUCAACUCCCUCGGACAGCCGCCUGUUCUCGCAAGUGUCGCUUAUAAUACCUUAAGCAUCACUGGAAACAGUACGGGUCAUUUGGGGCUGAAAAAUGCGACCUUAUACUCCGAGUAUACGUGCCAAAUCCCGCAGAUAAAAGGCGCAGGAUACCCCAUUGUCACCAUCUUGGUCAAUGAUCUGGUGUUUCUGCAGACUCUCUGGAUGAUUUACUGUUGGUUGUGGGAUGGUGGCUGA
This is a messenger RNA of Letharia lupina, 750 nucleotides long. RefSeq lists its product as uncharacterized. Bases 1 to 750 code for a protein of 249 amino acids. The transcript is spliced from 2 exons. The record is from RefSeq and is a predicted model, not a curated record. NCBI's taxonomy places the organism in Eukaryota, Fungi, Ascomycota, Lecanoromycetes, Lecanorales, Parmeliaceae.